CGACGGGCGAGUCGCGGAAGCUGGAAGAAAAAGUCUUACUGCGCCCGGGAGAAAAGCGGGGUCGGAUCAUGACGAAGCUGCUUCAGUGGCUCGGCUCUCUGGCCAUCCUGGGUGGCAUCUGGGCUGCAUUGAUGCUGGAUCUUGUGGGGCAGCACCCCUUAUCCCCAAGCUGGCACCAGGUGCUGUGGCCCUUGCCAAUCUACCUGUUGGUGACAUUCGGCUGCUAUUCACUGGGAGUCGUGGGCUACCGCCUGGCUACCUUCAACGACUGCCAGGAGGCUUCACUGGAGCUGCAGGCACAAAUCCAAGAGGCCCGAGCCGACCUCGCCCGCCACGGCAUGAAGUUUUGAACCCGGGGCUCUUGUGAGAACAGAAAUGACCCAUGGACGAUAAACGACGGGCGGCAUAGGACGGAACUGUUUGGGCUGUGGCCCGGUGGGAGAAUCCAUCUAAGAAAAAGAGCUGCU
Molecule: messenger RNA, 467 nt
Organism: Protobothrops mucrosquamatus (brown spotted pit viper)
Lineage: Eukaryota; Metazoa; Chordata; Lepidosauria; Squamata; Viperidae
Gene: DPM3
Product: dolichyl-phosphate mannosyltransferase subunit 3, regulatory
Exons: 2
Coding region: 69-350 (93 amino acids)
Biological process (GO): GPI anchor biosynthetic process
Cellular component (GO): endoplasmic reticulum membrane; dolichol-phosphate-mannose synthase complex
Source: RefSeq, a predicted model, not a curated record